CGAGCCUCCCGCUGCCUUGGCUACCGGGCUCCUCCGGAGGCAGCGCUUGUAGUUGAGCUACGGAGGCCGGGUGGCCCGGUUGCGGGAAAAGAAGAAUUUGUAGACUUGUUCAAGACCUUCAUUUACAUAGCUGUUGAAUCCAAGACUACCGUGGUGCAACCAUGAAUGAAAAUACAUCUGCUGUAGUAUCUUCCGGUCUACUUGAAAAGGAUCCUGCCUUUCAGAUGAUUACAGUUACCAAGGAAACAGGCCUUGGUCUGAAGAUCCUAGGAGGAAUUAACCGGAAUGAAGGUCCCUUUGUGUAUAUUCAGGAAAUCAUCCCUGGAGGAGACUGUCAUAAGGAUGGACGUUUGAAGCCAGGAGAUCAACUUGUCUCAAUAAACAAGGAAUCUAUGAUUGGAGUGUCAUUUGAAGAAGCAAAAAGCAUAAUUACCAGAGCCAAAUUGAGGUCAGAACCUGCUUGGGAGAUAGCAUUCAUAAGACAGAAAUCUGAUGGCAGUCAUCCAGAAAAUCCGUCAUACACAUCCCUUUUACAAACUUCAGGGGACUAUGACCCUCAAGCCUCAACGUUUAGUCUUCUUUCUCCUUCUGAAAUGCUAAUUCCAAAGAUCUCAUCCACUCCCAAACCUACAGAUGCCGUUUCACCUUCUUUUAAGAUAAAUGAGUUAAAAACUGGAUACAAGAAAACAGAACAGACUCCAAUUGCGUCUUCGGACAACAGCCCUACGGAUAUGUCUAAUUUAGCUGUUGCCCCUGCCUCAUCCGAUAAUUACGGACCACAAGGAAAGAAGAUUUCUCUAAAUCCCUCCGUUCGCCUUAAGGCAGAGAAACUGGAAACGGUAAAUACUUUAAAUUUCCAUUUUUCUUCCAUAAAACACCAGCAAGAAAAUGAGGUUAACGCUAUGUUCUUCCUGAAAACAAUGUGUUCCAUUUUAGAUUUUGUCCGAGUUGCCAGAAACCUGUUUUGCUUGCAGUUGGAUGAAGUAAAUGUUGGUGCCCAGGAAAUUUCCAGCAUACUAGAUUCACAGCUUCUUCCCUGUGAUUCCUUAGAAGCAGAUGAAAUGGAAAGGCUUAAGCGUGACAGAAAUGACGCCUUGGAAGAAGUGAAUACACUGAAGGAAAAAUUAUUUGAAUCAGAAAGGCAAAGGAAACUAUUGACAGAAGAACUCCAGAAUGUGAAACAAGAAGCCAAAGCGGUAGUUGAAGAAACAAGAGCCCUACGAAGUCGGAUUCAUCUGGCGGAAGCUGCACAGAGGCAGGCGCACGGGAUGGAAAUGGACUAUGAAGAAGUCAUCCGUCUGUUAGAGGCCGAGAUCACAGAGCUCAAGGCUCAGCUUGCUGGCUAUUCCGACCAAAAUAAAGAAAGUGUUCAGGAGUUAAGAAAGAGAAUCACAGUACUUGACUGCCAAUUACGAAAAUCAGAAAUGGCUCGAAAAACUUUUGAGGCAUCCACUGAAAAGCUUCUUCAUUUUGUAGAGGCUAUUCAAGAAGUAUUUUCUGAUAAUUCUGCUCCUCUAUCAACUUUAAGUGAAAGAAGAGCUGUGUUAGGGUCUCAGACUUCCCUGACGCCGCUGGGAAGGAACGGCCGGAACAUCCCAGCAGCCCUGGCGCUCGAGUCUAAGGAACUCGUUAGAUCUGUUCGUGCCAUACUUGAUAUGGACUGUCUACCUUACGGGUGGGAGGAAGCUUACACAGCAGACGGAAUCAAGUACUUCAUCAAUCACGUAACGCAGACGACAUCCUGGAUCCAUCCCGUGAUGAGCGCUCUGCCCCUGUCUUGCUCAGAGGAGAAUGAAGAGGAUUGCUCCCGAGAACCGCCUGACCAGAAGAGUUAACGGGUUUCUGUAGGAAGCUGAGCAUCGCGGCCUCCUCACCUCUCAGGCUCCGCGGAUGACUGUGAGACUCAGUGGGCUACCAUAGGAAUAAAACACAUCGCUUGCUGAAGCUGGGAAAUGGAGACUCUGGAUUUAGGCUAUUUUUGUAAAACUUUUGGUAUAACCGUAUACAUUUAUAAGAUCAGUUACCACUUUAAAAAUGAUCUAGUCAUAUUUUUUUGAAAUGAUAUAUAAUUUGAUUUUUAUAUUAUGUAUAUAUACUUUUCACAUAUAAUUAGAUAUUUGUAAUUGCAUAUACAGUUCUUUAUGGAUCUGAUACAAUGACUUUUAUAAUUACGACAUGUCGGAAAAGUAUGUGGACGUAGUGAAACACUUCAUGUAUUUGAUAAUUCACUAACCUUUUUUAUCUGUAUCUUAGGAAAGUGAUUUAAGAAAGCUGUUGGGUUGUUUUGUUUUGUUUUGUUUUGUUUUUUAAGGAUCACAGACAACUGUCUCACAGGCUACGGAAUACAGCCUGCACUUUUAUGGAGCUUUCUAAUUUACAUAACGCUUUUCAGACGCCAUUUUUUAUUUAAACCAUACAACGCGCCUGUGAGGCACAUCCAGUGGGUCAGUUUUCUUCUUGCCUUUCAGUUAGGGAAAUAGUGGCUCAGAGAAAUGAGGCACCUCGCCCCGGAGCUGAGACUCAUACCUAAGUCUUCUGAUUCCAUGCCCAGCUCUCUUUCCACUGCACCCUGCUGUCCCAGCAGAAGGAGGUCACAGCCCGACACACAGGGCACCUCAGUUCUGUUGAUGCAGCUGAGCUCCACAGCUGUGCACUCCAGCGGCCACAGAGAUUCGGGAGGCACCUCUCAGUCACACAUGGCCCCCACAUAACCCCACUGUUCUCCUAGAAACCCUUCGCCCAACCCUCAC
Hipposideros armiger (great roundleaf bat) is the source of this 2750-nucleotide messenger RNA. It is a transcript of the gene STXBP4, whose product is annotated as syntaxin binding protein 4. NCBI's taxonomy places the organism in Eukaryota, Metazoa, Chordata, Mammalia, Chiroptera, Hipposideridae. The transcript has 16 exons. The record is from RefSeq and is a predicted model, not a curated record. Gene Ontology annotation, biological process: insulin receptor signaling pathway; regulation of insulin secretion involved in cellular response to glucose stimulus. Gene Ontology annotation, cellular component: cytoplasmic vesicle. The coding region runs from base 162 to 1835 and encodes 557 amino acids. Gene Ontology annotation, molecular function: syntaxin binding.